AUUUUAAUAAAAAACAUGGCGGAUGGAGAAGACGAGAUAGAAGCUGUUGAAGUAGACCAGAAACUCUCAGGAAGUCAGAAAUUUGCCCUAUACAAAGAACUCGAGGGCUAUCGUAGCCUUUGGGACACCUCCUAUGUCCCUUCAAAAAACAAGCAGCAAAACAAGCAGCAAGAGGAAAAAUGCCUGGAGGAACUCUCACAAAAAUUCAACUUGUCGCCGGCCUAUCUGAAACGACAGCUUCACACGGCGAGGACUUCGUUGGCACGGGAAAUUAAGAAGGAAAGUGACGACCAGAAGUCCAGGUGGAAGUUCUUCGAAACGUUAAGUUAUAUGAAAGAAGAUGUUCUUCGUUCGCUAAGGGCAAAAGAAGAAAGUGAGCGGACGGAGAACGAGACAGAGCAGUUGAUAGAGUACCAUAAACAAAAUGACAUCCUAUGGAAUUACAGGCUCUCAUCCUACCAAAACAGAAACUUGAAGGAACUGAGCUACACAAAGCUUUCCGAGCUUCUCACUGGUAGAAGCCACGACGACAUUAAAAAUCGGUGGAAUGUGCUUAAGACCAUUUUUAACCGAGGUCAAAAAAGAAGACAGCAAGGUCAGUGGAACCGGUGCGGACGUCGUGUACACAUCGCAGUGGAAAUAUUUAAAAUCUUUGAUGUUUAUCAAGGGAAGUGACGACGUCGACCCUGCUGUUUCA
Orbicella faveolata is the source of this 697-nucleotide messenger RNA. RefSeq lists its product as uncharacterized. Lineage: Eukaryota; Metazoa; Cnidaria; Anthozoa; Scleractinia; Merulinidae. The record is from RefSeq and is a predicted model, not a curated record.